Belonocnema kinseyi is the source of this 2246-nucleotide messenger RNA. RefSeq names its product SET and MYND domain-containing protein 4-like. The record is from RefSeq and is a predicted model, not a curated record. The transcript is spliced from 5 exons. Gene Ontology annotation, molecular function: protein binding. Bases 123 to 2174 code for a protein of 683 amino acids. Lineage: Eukaryota; Metazoa; Arthropoda; Insecta; Hymenoptera; Cynipidae.
ACUGCUCGUCGUCAAAAGUCGUGAAGAUGCAAGGCGAGGAGGCCGACUGAAAAAUCUAAUUUUAGAGUUCCAAUUUGAAGACAGUCUCUUUGAGAAUAUAGACAAACCAUCCAUUGACCAAAAUGUCUUCUUCGAGGGAUUUACUUUCAGAAUAUCGGAAGUCUGUUCACAAUGUCGUAUCCAGUCAAUCAUUUGGAAAUCAAUUUUGCAAAUUAUCCCGUCAAGGAAACAGACGUGGAAUGAUCGAAAUUCUAAUGGAAUUACCUGAAGUAAAUAACCUCAUUAUUGAAAAAAACUAUCACUAUAAAAAUGACAAAUUAGCGGAAAAUCUCUAUAAGGAUAUUGUUUCUCCAAAGAAUGAAGUAGAUGAGAAUCAAAAAGCUAUUAUUUUAACUAAAUCAGUUUUUGCAGCCACUUGCAACAGUAAGAUAUUCCUGCAAGCUUUACUUGAACGUGCUCGAACAUGGUAUAGAUUAGGAAAAUUUGCCAAGUGUAUAGAAAAUUCAAAAUAUUUGGUAAAUUUAGAUAAUUUUUCUUCUCAAGAUGAUUACUACGAAGAAUUCAGAAUCGAGUCUUUUCUAAUCAAAUCAGAAUCGUAUAAAAAAAUGAAUUUAAAGGAAAAUUCGAAAUUUUGCCUAAACGAAGCGAUGAAAAGUGUGAAUGAUUUUAUACAAAAGAAAUUUGGAAAUGAGAAAGAGGAUGUUUUUAAGAAAGAAAAGGUUUGCUUUCUAAAACCUAUUUUUGAGCGUUUGAAUCUGAUGAGAAAAUCAAUUGAAGACAAUCAUGUGGCAGAGAAUUUGAAUAAUUCACUGAAGGACCUGAAAAUUCCUAGUGUGAAAGGAAAACCAAAUGAAAAGCUCAAAGCUUGUUCAGAUGCAAUUGCAGUUGGAUAUAAUGAAGCAAAAGGAAGAUUUUUAUAUGCUACAAGAAGAAUAAAAACCGGAAGUGUUCUAAUUGUUGAUCAACCGUUUACUUUCAGUACCGACCAAGAAGCUUUCGAAAGAAAUUGCUUGAAUUGUCACAUUUCUUUAAAAUUGGAACAUACAAUCAGUAUCCCUUGCAACAAUUGCCAAACGGUAUCCUUCUGUUCUGAAACUUGUCGCAAAGAAUCUUGGGAGAAAUAUCACAAAUACGAAUGUAAUAUCUUCAACUAUUUCUACAACUUCGAAACUCAAGAAAAACAUCAAAGAUCACACCUUCUCUUGGCUUACAGAACAACAAUAUCAAAAUCCCUAAAUAAAUCAAAUUCUCUAGAUUCCGAAUUCAUAAAUUAUCAUUCGCUCGACAGCGAACCGGAAGAAGCUUCCCCAAAAAUUGCUUCUGAAGAAUACAAUCCUCUAGAUUACAAAACAGUAUACUCUCUAGAAACUCAUUGCGCGCAAACUGACCCGAAAGAGAAUCUUCGAUUUGCUCUAAAUUCCAUUUUCCUCGCUAGAUUAUUACAAUUUGUUUUAAAAGAUAUAAGCCCUGAUAUUUCAAUUGAUCAAAGAGAAAUUAUUCUUCUGGCUGUGGGAACUUUUCGGCAUAUGCAGGCCAUUAAUUGCAAUGCCUACGAAAUUGUGGAAAAUAUAAGAAACGAAGAAUCGAAAGUAUGUGAACCAAGAAAUAUUGGAGGUGCAAUAUAUACUUCGGUUAGUUUGUCGAAUCAUAGUUGUUAUCCUAACGUUGUUCGGCAUUCAUAUCCAGGCGGUAUCGUUGUUGUUACGGCUUUGCGUCCAAUUGAAAAGGGUCAUGAAAUCCUCGAUUGUUACGGACCCCAUUUUCUGAAAGAAGAAAAACACAUAAGAAGAGAAUCUUUGCAGAAGAAAUACCACUUUCUUUGUUCCUGCGAAGCCUGUACUUUCGACUGGAAAAUGCCAUUAUCUGACAAUGAUAUUUUUAAAUGCUCCUGUUCUAAUUUCAAGAUAUCUGAAUCCCAAAAGUUUUCAAAGUGUGACCAAUGUGGUGAUAAAAUAGACUUGAAAAAAAUUCGUCGUCGCCUAGAGGAAAGUAAAAAACAGAGGCUAAAUGCAAUUUCAAAAAUAUACGAUGGCAAAUACGCAGAGGCUUUACCAAUUUUGCUCGAGCACUCCAAUUAUGUUGAAAAAAUUCUAGCCGAGCCUAAUCUCGGUGCAAUCAAAACACAGCAGUCCAUAAUUCAAUGUUUAAACAGCAUGGCUUGUACUUCUGUUUAAUAAAAUUAAUAAUUAGUCAAUAGAUACCUUAUUAAAUUACUUAGAGGCGAUCCAAAAAGCACGUAACAAAUU